AUGUCAUAUUACGGAAACGGAGGAUACUCUCCAUACGGUCAACCAGCUUACGGUGCCCCACCCCCAGUAUAUGGGGCUCCUGGAUACAUGCCACCAACAGUCCAUGUGCAUACAGACGGAUAUCAUCAUGAUCAUCACCACCAUCACGGAUUCCUCCAUGAGUUGGGACAUGCUUUGACUGGACACCAUCAUCAUCACCAUCACGGACACCACUUCGGACACCACCAUCACCAUCAUGGACAUCACUAA
Molecule: messenger RNA, 249 nt
Organism: Caenorhabditis briggsae
Lineage: Eukaryota; Metazoa; Nematoda; Chromadorea; Rhabditida; Rhabditidae
Exons: 1
Coding region: 1-249 (82 amino acids)
Biological process (GO): stress response to metal ion
Source: RefSeq, a predicted model, not a curated record